Myiozetetes cayanensis is the source of this 628-nucleotide messenger RNA. It is a transcript of the gene RIPPLY3, whose product is annotated as ripply transcriptional repressor 3. The transcript has 4 exons. Lineage: Eukaryota; Metazoa; Chordata; Aves; Passeriformes; Tyrannidae. Gene Ontology annotation, biological process: negative regulation of transcription by RNA polymerase II; embryonic pattern specification. Gene Ontology annotation, cellular component: nucleus. The record is from RefSeq and is a predicted model, not a curated record. Bases 98 to 610 code for a protein of 170 amino acids.
UUGCAGCAGCCCUGCUUUGUGGAGGCCCUGGACACUCACGGCGAGGGAUGGGGAGACCCCAGAGAACCAAAAAAAGUCAGAACUGGAUGGUCAACUGAUGAACUGCAGAUCAAAGGGAGCCCUGGGGUUUCAACACCCAGUGAGACUUUAUUUGCCCAAGUCCAAAUCCCAAAAGUUUCUUACUAACAUGGGAGAGAAGGUUCUGGCCAGUUUUCCAGUACAAGCUACAAUUCACUUCUACAAUGAUGAUGCCAACUCUGAGGAAGAAGAAAUGAGGGUGGAGGGGGCCGUACGGAGAUGGAGGGAGCGGUGGGAGCUCGCCUCGCCCCGCCCUGCCCCGCCCGGCGCUCGCAGCCCGCUGUCCCCCGGCCCGCCCGGGAUCCACCGCGGAGCCUUUCCCAGGUCACUGCCUGUCCCUUGGAGCUCCGGGCGGGGUGGUGCCGGCCGGGGGAGACACGUCAGCGGCCAGCGGAGGGCUGGUGACGGGCGGGGCGGGGCCGGGGCUGUCCCGGCGUGUUCGGCAUCCCGGGAUGCGGCGGCGAUUCCGGGGAUGAUGCGAACCCUGACCCUGCGCCCUGCCAGGCGUCCUGCCGGAGGGGUAGAACAAUGAGUUACCUGACAUAACAAG